GCUGGGUCGAGUCAGGAAACCGUACAAGUGAAUCAAUCUGGUGGUUUUCUAGUCGUGUUAGCGAAUUGAAUUUACUUGAGAAGUCUUUUGAGUAACUAAUGGAAUUGGCAAGAUAUGCCAAGAUAACAAUGUCUUCCGUGCACUGUGUGGUGGUGUGGGAGUGGCAGUGCGAGGACCAGUGGAUCCCGCACACCCCGAGUGUGGCGCGGACACUGGAGCGAGCACAUGCCAAGAAGCUGACCCGAGUUGUGCUGGCCGACGCGGACCCGGAGCUCAAGGGGCAUUAUGUGAAUUUGAGGACACUCACGCAGAGCUCUGAUGCUAGUGAAGGUGAAGGCGGCACAGAAGCGAACUGCCGCGUACGACGGGCCUGCUACAGCGUCACUUCUGUAGGCGGACGCGGCGUGCGGUGGGAGUGGGCCGCUCAUGAGGGUUACUAUACCGCACUGCCUAUGGAGUUCCAAAGCCAACUGGAAGAAGCGUGGAGCUCCGGCGUGGAAGUGGUGUGGUGGUGCGGCUGGGCGGCGCGGCCGCGGCACAUGUCGGCGCGCGGGCCCGGCGGAGCGCUGCGGAUACUGCACCGCGCUCCACAGCCGCCCUACCCGCUAGCCAGGUCGCAGCCGGCUCCUCCGCCACGAGCAGGUCAGUACCGCGGCACAUGUCGGCGCGCGGGCCCGGCGGAGCGCUGCGGAUACUGCACCCCAGGUCGCAGCCGGCUCCUCCGCCACGAGCAGGUCAGUACCGCGGCACAUGUCGGCGCGCGGGCCCGGCGGAGCGCUGCGGAUACUGCACCGCGCUCCACAGCCGCCCUACCCGCUAGCCAGGUCGCAGCCGGCUCCUCCGCCACGAGCAGGUCAGUACCGCGGCACAUGUCGGCGCGCGGGCCCGGCGGAGCGCUGCGGAUACUGCACCGCGCUCCACAGCCGCCCUACCCGCUAGCCAGGUCGCAGCCGGCUCCUCCGCCACGAGCAGCCGCCCUACCCGCUAGCCAGGUCGCAGCCGGCUCCUCCGCCACGAGCAGGUCAGUACCGCGGCACAUGUCGGCGCGCGGGCCCGGCGGAGCGCUGUCGGCGCGCGGGCCCGGCGGAGCGCUGCGGAUACUGCACCGCGCUCCACAGCCGCCCUACCCGCUAGCCAGGUCGCAGCCGGCUCCUCCGCCACGAGCAGCCGCCCUACCCGCUAGCCAGGUCGCAGCCGGCUCCUCCGCCACGAGCAGGUCAGUACCGCGGCACAUGUCGGCGCGCGGGCCCGGCGGAGCGCUGCGGAUACUGCACCGCGCUCCACAGCCGCCCUACCCGCUAGCCAGGUCGCAGCCGGCUCCUCCGCCACGAGCAGGUCGCAGCCGGCUCCUCCGCCACGAGCAGGUCAGUACCGCGGCACAUGUCGGCGCGCGGGCCCGGCGGAGCGCUGCGGAUACUGCACCGCGCUCCACAGCCGCCCUACCCGCUAGCCAGGUCGCAGCCGGCUCCUCCGCCACGAGCAGGUCAGUACCGCGGCACAUGUCGGCGCGCGGGCCCGGCGGAGCGCUGCGGAUACUGCACCGCGCUCCACAGCCGCCCUACCCGCUAGCCAGGUCGCAGCCGGCUCCUCCACCAAGAGCAGUGCCAGCCCCUCGCACACACAUCCCACAGCAACAACACACUGGGUCUAGUGUCCACUCAACAGCCUCUCUAGCGUCUCUGGCUUCCACUAUGUCCGUUCGCUCCGCCCCGCCACAAACUGUGCCUCGAAGUGGAAGAAGUGUGUCACCAAGCAAGGAACGCAAACGCUUAGCCAGACAGAUCCUGCACAACUUGAAUAUAUUCAGUCACAACAGUAACAGCAAACCCGGUCUAGAGAGUCAACAUAGCACCGACUCCGAAGAGCCUCGUGCCUCGCUCUCUCACGGCGGCCGGCGACACAGCGUCGACACCGUGUCCACAUACCUCAGUCAUGAGAGCAAGGAUAGUUUACAGCAAGCGUCAACGGGCUCGCUGCUCAACUGCAGCGCGGGCAGCGACGACGUGUUCGACGCGCCGCCGCCGCCGCCGCCCGCGCCCGCACAAGGUAUGGAAGGUUCGGGCGGGCUGUGCGUGUGGGUGGGAGCCGUGUCAGCCCCGCACCGCGCCAGCAGCUGCGCGCGCUGCCGCCGGCCGCUCGGCGCGGGCGCCGCCGUGCUGCCUUGUCAGCACAUGCUGCAUCUGCACUGUCUGGACAGCCAGCUCACACAACGACCGCAGGAACCCCUCUACAUCGAGUGUCUCGUAUGCGGCCGCGUCUACGGGCAAGACAACCGCGCCGCACCACAAGGCGAACAGCCGCCCGGCAGCAUGGCGUGGAGACUCGAACCCACGGCCCUCCCGGGACAUGACUGCGGCUCCAUCCUGGUCACGUACAAUUUCCAGUCGGGUCGGCAAGGCCCGCGGCAGCCGGCGCCCGGGGCCCCGUACUACGCGGUGGGCUUCCCGCGGCACUCGCUGCUGCCCGACACGCCGCUCGGGAGACAGGUCCUAGCAGCACUCCGCACAGCAUGGGAACGUCGCGUCCUUUUCACAGUCGCCACCAGCCUCACCACCGGCCGAGAGCACGUGGUGGCCUGGCGCACCACCCCGCCGCCUUCAGACGCAUCCCACUACCACACGGACUCGCACAGACUGCUCACACAGGCGCUAGACAGGCUACACGCUCUUAUAAAUGACCACUGACUGGCUACACCGCUUCAGAGCGUUGUAGCUUGACGCUCCACCCCGCCGCCUUCAGACGCUUCCCACUACCACACGGACUCGCACAGACUGCUCACACAGGCGCUAGACAGGCUACACGCUCUUAUAAAUGACCACUGACUGGCUACACCGCUUCAGAGCGUUGUAGCUUGACGCUCCACCCCACCGUCUUCAGACGCCUCUCACUACCACACUGACUCGCAGAGACUGCUAACACAGGCACAUGCCGUACAUGCGCUUAUAAAUGAGCACUGAUGCCUGGCUACACCGCUUCAGAGCGUUGUAGCUUGACGCCCCACCCUGCCGCCUUCAAAUGGUUCCUACCACCAUCACUGUGUGCGUACAUGAUACGAGGUAUAGUCUCCAUCAAAUAUAUUGGACCGGCCAAUAUACUCACAAAUAGUUGGCCACGCCUCUGUUAUCAAGGUGUUAGAGUUUAUUUUAUAGUUCAGGUGAUAUACAUGGUGGGAACUGUAUGUGUAAAAUGAGAAUGUGUGUCAAGGAAUCAGCUGCCUGGCUACACCGCUUCGGAGCGUGUUAGCUAGUUUCAAACUACUCUAAAACAAGUGCUUCCAGAUGUAACAAGGCUAGAGGUAUGUAAAAAUCGAACUUUACUCAAAUAGUUUAAAAUAUAUAAGUUUCCAAAAAGACAAAUCGAUUUAUAGAUGUCUUCCAAGAUGAGUAUAAGUAGUUGUAUUUCCAGUAUUUUUAUAUGUUCUAAAAGGACAGUAUUGAAUGUAUUAUCAUUCCUUAUGACUAAGACAAAGCUAGCGAUAAGAUGCAGUUGCAUUUAUAUUUUAUUACAAACAAAAGUAGGUAUAUCGAGGGUAUUUUUUGUAAAGAUUGAACACCAGACAAAAAAAUGGCGCACUACGUCAGAAACCGGUCGUAAUGUAUAACCGCCCGCUUGUGUGUCGCGAACCCGCCCAGCGGGUUCUCCGGAAUCUGAGCAAAGUUCACGAGUGCCCACCACGCGGGUUCUUGGUUUCGAAAGUGUUAAUAUACACCGUGUUUUUUGUUUUCCU
Leguminivora glycinivorella is the source of this 3727-nucleotide messenger RNA. RefSeq names its product protein deltex-like. NCBI's taxonomy places the organism in Eukaryota, Metazoa, Arthropoda, Insecta, Lepidoptera, Tortricidae. Gene Ontology annotation, cellular component: nucleoplasm. Gene Ontology annotation, biological process: Notch signaling pathway; protein ubiquitination. Gene Ontology annotation, molecular function: zinc ion binding; ubiquitin protein ligase activity. The record is from RefSeq and is a predicted model, not a curated record.